GCUGGAAACCUGUUGAAGCAACUGUUCCCAAAGCCCAGAACAAAGACGUGAAGAGAAAGUCUCCAGUGCUUCAUUUCCAGAGCAGACGGCGACCAGAAAGCAACACCAGCAGUCACUUUCUUCUGGAAACCUUUCCUCCUUUAUUCAUGCUCAGAGUCCUGUUUGCAGCACAUUAGACAUGCCAGCCGUUUUCCUCUUGCUGCGCUCUCUGGUUGUCCGACUCUUCGGUAGUAGAUUAGCAGCGUCAGGCGUGCAGCUCCUCCGCAGGAUCCUGACGACAGCGACUGGGCAUCUCGGAACCGUCCUGCGCAACAUCUGGGAGCGGAUCAGCUCACAGCAGUCCAAAGAAGCCAUCCUGGGCUGCGUCCUGUGCCUUCUUAACAUGCACAAGAAGGUGGACAACUGAAAUUACACGCGAGACAACAAGACUUCUAAUUUUUGUAUUUUCCAUUUUUGUUUAAAUCUCAGACUUGAGGACAGAUCGGUUCGCAGGAGUUUAAGAAAGAUAAUUUCAGCAUGCACAAGAAGGCGGACAACUAAUUGCAUGCACAAGAACUACAUUUCUGAUUUUGCAUUUUUUGGAGGAGUUGAUUUUAUUUAAAUCUCCGAUCUGAGUACAGAUCAGUUCGCAGGAGUCUUUUUUUUGCAUGCACAAGGCAGAAAGCUACAAUCACAUGUUCAAGAACUUGCAUGCACAAGAACUACAUUUCUGAUUUUUGUGCUUUGCUUUUUUUUUAAAUCUCAGAUCUGAGGACAGAUCAGUUCAGGAGUCCAAGGAAGACAUUUUCAUCAUGCAUAAGAAAGCAGACAACUACAAUAGUGUGCACCAGAACUAGAUUUCUGAUAUAGUAAUUUUUUUUAUUUGAUUUAAAUCUCUGAUUUUAGAACGGAUCAGUUCGCAGGCAUCAGAGUAAGCCAUUCUCAACAUGAACAUGAUGGCGGACGACUGAAAUUACAUGCACAAGACUUAAACUUUUAAUUCUGUAUUUAGUUUUUUCGCUUAUUUUUUGUUUUUAUUCUCAGAUCUGAGAACCGAUCUGUUCACAGGAGUCCAAGGAAGCCUUAAUCAACACGAACAUGAUGGUGGACAACUAAAAUUGCAUGCAUAAGGACUGAAUUUUUUUUAAUUCAAAGUCACUGUCAUUGUUGUUUUAAAUUUCACAUCUGAGAUCGGAUCAGUUCAGAGGAGUCAAAGGAAGUCUCAAGAGUUUGUUUUCAUGCUUAAGAACUUGAAUUUCAUCUGCACUCCAUAUUUUUAUUUAUUUAUAUAUUUUUAAUCUCACAUCUGAAAACGGAUCAGUUCCCUGGAGUCUAAGCAAGUCCUUCUCAAUAUCCACAAGAGCUAAAAAUUUCAUGCACAAGAACUUUAUUUGUUAGUUUUUAUUUACACUCCAAAUCAUUUGUGUUUUACAUUUGGGAACAGCGGAUCAGUCCAAGGAGACCAUACUGUGGUACAUUUUGUGCAACCUCAGCAUGCACAAGAAAGUGGACAACUAAAUGUUCAUGCACACAUGCUACAUAUCAGACUUUUUGGCUUCGUUUAAACACUAAAUAAUUCUUAUAAUCAGUUUUUCUCACAUCUGGAAGUCCAAGGAAGUCAUUUGUAUCUUGUGCAAUCUCAGCAAUUUCAUGCACAAGAACUCAAUUAUUAAAUUUAGAUUUUUAAAAUCUUAUUUAAACACCAAAUUAGGUUUAUUAUUAUUAUUAUUAUUAUUUUUAUUUUUUUUAUCUCACAUCUGGCAGUCCAAGGAAGCCAUGCUUUUCUGCAUCUUGUGCAUUCUCAACAAUUUUAAUGCACAAGAACUACAUUUCUGAUUCUCUUGUCUAUUCACGCUUCAAAUAAUAAUUCAAUCUCCUGCUGAGCACAAAACCAUGUCGGAGAGCAUCGUGAGAAAAAUCCAGCCUUUCACCAUCAGGACCAAACUCUCAGCGCCAGCCGUCACACCAAAGUGCUCCGACUUUCAUGAUGAUUACCUUCCAAACCGGACAUUUUCAGACAGCUGCAAACUGCGGCACCUAAACGAGCAGGUGUGUCUCUAUCUGAACCAGCAUGAAGACGAAUCCUCUGUUUCUCCCAACCCUGCGUCCAGAUCCAUCCGCAAGAUCACCAUUUCCAGCCAGAUGGACGCGCUCACUGCAGGCAUGGAGCUGAAGAAUAUUAACAACAACAACAACAACAGAGCCUCCAACACACAGCUGCCUAAAAUAGUGGGUGUCAGCUGUGAAAACAAACCCAACACUCAUUUUAAGGUGUUGCUGUGUAAAGAUGGAGAAAAGCAGUGCAGUGCCGACAGAGAGAAAUACUCUUCUUCACCACAGAGGCUGGACGGGUCAUCCUGUGAGGAUAAAGACGUGUGUUUGAGUGCGAAAGUCUCCUCGGUACAGAAUGAACACAGUUUUGCUGAACAGAAAGCACUCUUCAAUAAGGAGAUCAGUCAGGCUGAGAUGUGGAUCCGAGCGAAGCUACGAGACCUGAGGGAUGGAAACAACGUCCAAAAGAGUCCUGUGACGGACUGGGAGGAGGCAUGUCAGACGCUCAAGAGAGACUUGAAGGACUUUGAAAACACUGUCAUUCAGCUCAAUCAGAUGGGAGAGCAGUUAAUGUGCAAACUCAACCCCACGUCUGACCUGGUGAAGAAACAGCUGGCUCAGAUCCGCGACCAAUGGAACACGCUCAAACUGACUGCCGCCAAUCAGAUGAAGGCAAUGGGUGGGGCUAAGAAUCUGCAGGAGUUUAAUAGGAAGGUGGAGCGUCUGGAGGCGUGGAUCAAAGAGAAGCAGGAGCAGGAGCAGUCGCUGGCCAACAUCCUCGGGGAGAACAUUGACAAGAUGCAGAUUACCAGGAAGAUCCUGGAUUUAAAGCAGGAUGAGCAGCUUUAUCGUAACCUUCAUGAGGAGAUCAACCAAAUGGCUCUCAGACUGGAAAAACAGGGAAAGACUGAAGGAAAGAGCAUCUCAGCCCACAGAAAACACAUCAACAAAAUCUGGCUGAAGGCCCAGUCGCACUUGAAGGAGCAUCAUGAGAAUCUGCAGCUCGCUCUGGAAGUCUCGUCCUUUUACCAGCAGGCAGAAAACAUCAUCUGCUCCAUCAUCAGCAUGAGAAAAAGCCCCAGCAGUGGAGUGGGAAACAGCAGAGAUGGAGAAAUCCGGGACAUCGCCAGUCAAAUCAUGAUGCUGGACGUCAGUGUUUCUCAGCUCUCGAACCUGCAGCCGGCGCUGGCGGCUCGAGUCGCACAGAAGCAGAGCGAGCUCAAAGACUGCUGGGCCGCUUUCCAGAAGACCCUCAGGAAUGAGAAAGCAGCUCAGCUCCCCUCGUUAACCAGGGAAGGCAGUGACCCCGAAACCCCGAGCCAAGAGCCGCCCGUCAGCGUGGGAACAGACCCACACAGAAUCAUGGGAAAGGAGGUGAAGGAGGAGCAGAAUCGUCUGAAGGGCUUUACGAUUGUCAGAGAUGUGGAGAGCUCCAGAAAGCCUCCUGACAGUGGAGACGCAGGCCGUUCCUGUAUCAGCGACAUCCCUGAAAAACAGCAGACUGAAAGCGAGUCCAGCGGCCACCCACCGCUCCACAUUCAGCUCCAGAAGUUCACCGUCUCCGCAGACAAGACUCUCUCCUGGCUCAAAGAGAGUGUUGCGAUGGCCACUCAGAUCUGCAGUUCGAGUGGACCGAAUGGUUUCGAUGCCGCCAAGAGACGCCAGGCUUCACUGCAGCAGGAGAUCCUGUCCAACAAAGCGAGAAUAGAGCUGGUCAAGAAGGAGGGCCACAGUCUGGUGAAGGCUCAGCAUCCGGGCAGCCUGAAGAUCCAGGAGUUUCUGAGUCAGCUGGAGGUUCUGUGGGACGAGCUCAAAAGGAGACACCAGAGGAACGGACUGGUCUUGAAGCUCUCAGAGGAGCUCAACUGCAGGGUGGUGCAGAUGCUGCAGUCUCUGGGCAGUCUGGAAGCGUGGCUGGAGGCGGUGGAGCUCUCCAUCAGGCAGGCGUCUCUAUCUGGAGACCCAGAGUCCGUGAGCAUGGCGGAGCAGGAGAGCCGAGAGCUGGAGCAGGAGCUGGAGACCCGACGACUGGAGCUGAGAGACCUGCGGCUGGAGGUGGAUCGUCUGAGCAGACAGAAACACCUCCAGACGCAGCUGCUGCCCGCUCGACUGAUGGAGGUGGAGAAGAAGUUCAGCAGUGUGCAGACGGCGCUGACGCAGCAGACCUCAGAGCUGAAGGACACACGGAUGCUCACUGAGUUCCUGGAGAAGCUGGAGCUGGAGGAAAACCACUACACUCUGGGAAAGCCGCUGUGCAGUGAUCUGGACUCUGGAGCUUCUCUUCUGGGCCGCAGACAUGAUGAUCGGCUGAUGGAGGCCAUCGGGAAUCCUGUCAAGGAGCUCCGAGAAGCAGUGGAGAUGCUGAACGAUACGGCCCGUGAGAGAGGCAGAACGCAGACUCAUGACCACAGCAUACAGCAGCUCAUCAACACGCACGCCAUGGUGUCAGCGCGGGUGGAGCAGUGUCUACGGCGCUGUGCUGAACUUGCUGAAGACGUGCUGGAAAUGGAGAGUGAGAUGGCAGUCAGGUGUGAGCCGGAUCGAUGCGGACUGGAUGAUCUGCAGGAGUACCAGGACCAGCUGGAGGCUGAAUACGGGCUGUUGCAGCAGGAGGUGGAGCUGAUGGAGAGUCUGUGGAUCCGCCUGUCAGACGUGUGUCCCGAGAGGAUGACCAGCGUCAGCUCUGAGAUUCAGAGCAGUCUGAACUCCUGGAUGGAGCUCAGCAAGAGUCUGAGUGAAAACAAGAAGAGGCUCCUGCAGUUCACACAGCUGAGGCACUUCUUCAGGAGAUACCUGGACAUGAUCUCUUGGACAGAAGACACUCGCUCCUGCAUCUUCUCUGAAAGUGCUCUCCGUCAGAGCCGACAGAACCAGGAGCCGCUGGUGGAGGUUCUGGACAGACAGAUUCAACACAAGUUCGAGGAGUUCGACCGGCUCGCUGUGGCGGGACAGAAGCUGUUCGACCACCAGCAUCACCUUAGCAAAAUGAUCAGGGAGAGGAUGGAGGAGUUGCGGAGCAUGCUGGGAUGGAUCCUGGUCCACUGGAGAGCUCAGAAAGAUCAGCUGUUGAACAGACAGAAGACUGAAAACCAGCAGAGCCAAGAAGAUGCCAUUUAUUCUGAAGCCGCGGUCUGCAGCUCACAAACACAGAGCGAGAUCUCACCUGCAGCAUGUCAGCAAAAGACAGAAAUCCUGCCAGUGGCUCCCCCUGAACAGGACACGCUGCAGCACAGUAAUGAUGAGUAUGAGGUGAUGAAGAGCGUCAGUCCUGCAGGAGGAGAUGACAGAAAUCAUGCAGAGAGAGCAGAGUCGCCGUAUCUGCUGCUAAAAGAGUCCAGUCCUUCAUCUCUGGGAGGAACCGUAAACCUCAUCCUGAGCUUCAGUGAGUCUGGAGACACACAGAUCCAGCUUCAGGCGUCGGGCGGAGAGAAAGACACGCCGGAGCCUGAACCCGUGCACAGGCCUGCCGACUCUCACUCUUCUGCCUGUAAAAGCUUUUGGAAACGCUGCCAGGGGCUUUUUGGUAGUUUAAAGCGAAAGAAAAAGAUUUAUCGGCACAGUGCAGAAGAGGUAAGUACUUACUUGCAUGUUAUGGAAAACAACAUGGCAAUAGCUCCAGUCUAUGAAAGUAUGACGGUACCCCGAAACAAAGCCCCGAGGCCCUCUUCCUCCUCUCCCAGGAACUCUUUAUUUGCCAACUCCUCUUCUUGUACGUCUCCAUACUCCUCGUCCUCUGUAGAAGACACUAAUGACUCCUCUGUUCACCUCCUGCCAAAAAGUGGCAACAUCUCUAUCUUCAGUAGCCUGAAGAGGAAGAGCAAGAAAGCAAAGAAGAAGAAAGAUGACCGUGGACACACCAUUCAGAAGAUCAUGGGCGAGGAGCAAUCAGAGGAGAUCAUUUCGUCCCCUGUAGGUGAACCAGUUAUUUACGAUACACACACUUGGCCCCUUAAGGAAUGGAAAAAGCGUAAAAAUGCAAGACAACCAAACAGCGAUGGGACUCAGGUCUUGGACUACAUGAAGAACCCUUUGGUGAAAGAUAUUGAUGAAGAAUGCUCUGGAGAAGAUGGAUCUACAGUUCAGGUUUCCACUCAAUCACACACAAAGAACCACUGCAGAUUUCUGUCUUUGGGCUCAGUUUUAAGUUUCGACCUACCCAAGGAUAUGAGCCUUAUCCCGAGCAUUCAAGACGUGAUCACUAUCGUCCCUUCUGAGCAAAAGAAAGCAGACUCACAUCAACAGAACUCUCAGGUUGAUCGUCCGACAUCUCUGAGCACCUUCAAGUUAACACGCUCACCUCCAAUGCAAAAGGAAGAGCCCAAACAAACUUCUCCAACUGAAGUAACUCUCAAGAUUGAUUGCAGGGACUCUAGAAAGAUCAGCAUUGACACCUUAUCGUUUACUGAAGACGACUUUCCUCCUCCACCAUCCCCAAUAGUUGAAGGCCUCUCAAUUGAGGAGAAUCAUCAAUCAUCACUGACCAAUAUUCAACAGAAACACCUUUUUGGGAUUGGUUCUGUGCCCAACGCAAUCUCCAAUCAACUUAAUCAACACUCUGGAAGUUCUCUAGAAGAGGCAACCCAAGAGAUCAACUCCACUACAGCAGAGAUUCAUGCAUGUCCUAGCGCCCUAGUUCACAACCCCAAUGGACAAGUCUUUCAUAAGCUAGUAAAGACUUCCAGGUCUCAACAAUUGAGUCCAAACCAAGCAUCUCACAUUGUGUUGAACUUCAGAUCCAAUGGAAGAGAGGACUCUGUGGACUCUGGUCACUCCAGCUCUGGAAGUUUCAAGUUGGGCACUGAGGGUCUGAUUUUAGACUCCACAGAGUGUCCGAUUCCCAAAAGGACCAUUGCAAAGGUAUUAUCAAUGGAUGCAGGAGUCUCAAGCAGGAACUCAGAGUUUUCUAAGGAGAAGAGCCUUCAUUUAUCUCUCGAUGCUGAAGAUACUGUUCAUCCUGACCACCAGCAGUUUGAACAAGAAGAGGAGGAGCUGGAGGACAUCUGGAACCAAACCAACAGCUACCGACAGAGUCUAAACUCUGACAUCAUGUAUAACGGCUACCAGGGAUUGCCGGCAACAUGUUCUCCAGGCAAGCCCAGGGAAUCUUCACCCAAAGAACAAGCAGUACUCUAUAGGAAGUUGGUCACUGCCUCAGCACCCAACCUUCUUGUGGCCGAGUUCAAACUGCCUUCAUCUAUCCAGACUUUGGUUGCUUGUGGGAAACUGCAGAACUCAAAAGAAGAGAGGCUAGUUUGGGAUAAAGAGAAUAGGAGGUCUUGGGCAGCAUUUAGUGCAGAGGAACAGGUGUAUAAAGAGGUGACUAUUAAUGAGACUGCUUCUGAUCCUGUGAAACUGCCUGAAUUGGAGGACCAGCAAAAGUAUAUCUACCAUUAUAGAGAGGAUGAAGAGGAGGAGGAGGAGGAUGAGGAACAGAAGGAAACAGGGUUUCUAAAGGACCAAUCCAUGAGCCUUCUGUCAGUUCAUAUGGGAUUAGAUGACUCUGAUAAACAAAGUGGAAGACAAGAACUUGAACUUCCAUCUAUGGAAGGAACACUGGAGAGGAAGCACAAACUACAGCUUGGUGGAAAGAAGGCACCAUGCAGAGCGUGGAGCUCCUAUCAUGCUGUGCUGUACAAACACACAAUGUGUUUCUAUCAGGACAGGAAGGAUACACUCAAGAGUUGUGUGACCAGCCUUCCUCUCAACCUAAUUGGAGCGGUGUGUGAGCCGUCGCCAGAGUACACCAAAAAACCCAACUGCUUCAGCUUGAGAUUGCGUGAUGGAUCUGAAUAUCUGCUCAGUGCCUCCUCCCGCUUUAUGAUGAAGAAAUGGAUCUUGAGAAUCCAAGCACACACCGCCUCUGGUGAUUGUGUAUCGGGACAUCACGGCUCUUCAGCAACGCUCUCCAGAUAUUCUCCUGCUAUCUCCGGCUGUCAGUGUGCAGAUAAAUGUCUCUGCUCCGUGAGGAAUUAUGUCAGCACCACUGUUUUAGCACAGAGUCAGCAAACCUCAGGCCGAACCAAGGAGAUCAUCGUCCACACCACUGACCACCAUCAGGAUCUGUCCUUCAACUCGUGCUCUGAUGCUGCACAUUGUGACGAUGACUUUGAGUCUCUGAGACAGAAUCUGUCCUCCAUGUCCACUGUUCAGGACUGGGCGGUUGGAAAGAGACGCUCACACUCAUUUACCUCUGCCACGUAUCAGAGGAUCAAGCCUGUGGCGCCUCCUGCAGGCCGCAUGGAGAACAGCAGCUCCAGCUACUCUGUUACUUUAUUCAUCGGUGAGCGAGAGACGUCACCGGUGAUCUGUAAAAACAGAAAGGAAUCAUGCUCUGAUUUGCCCAUCACCAGCUACUCCAGUCUCCCCCGACACAGAAACAGAUCCGUCCUCAGGAAGUUCUUCGGGAUGAAGGAGUGAUGCUCUGAUCUGACGGACAUGUGCAGGACACACGUUCAACACUUCGUUCUCAAGAACUCUUAUUUAUGGAUGAGAUUGGAGAAACAAUGCUUUUUGUGCUUUUACAGUAAAUGAGAUCUUGUGUGGUUGCCCAUUUAGACGUCUGAUAUAUGGAAAUAUGUGCUAAUCACAUACAGUUGAAGUCAGAAUUA
Molecule: messenger RNA, 8639 nt
Organism: Danio rerio (zebrafish)
Lineage: Eukaryota; Metazoa; Chordata; Actinopteri; Cypriniformes; Danionidae
Source: RefSeq, a predicted model, not a curated record